AUGAGCUUUCUUCGGACAGGCGGUUUAAUUGCAAGCAGGGCUAGGUACAUAAGGACGGGAAAAUUUAAAGACCCGAUAAGUUACAAACAGGUGGUAAUUGAAAAAAAAGAGGAACGGAAAAAAGAAGUGGACAAUAUCAGGGAGAACCAAAUAAAGUUUUUAGAACUUCUUCAUUUCGAUAAUUUAAAAACCCCACAACCGAAGAAGGGGACGAAAAAAAAAGGACAAAAUGGGGAUAGCAUAAAUGCGAAGGUGGGAGGGAAAAGCCCCCCCACAGAUGGAGCUACAAAUAUAAACACACGUGGUGGGAUUGAUUCGGACUGCUAUACAGAAUGGGGACAGAGCGAAAAAAAAAGUGAUACAGAAUCGGGCAAAUAUUACCGUGAUACUUUCAUAAAGAGACUUAAAAGGAAAAUACUCCUUAGACGAAUUAUGUGCAAAGAAGGAAAGGUGGAGAAAGUCCAAGGAGAGGAUUCCUCUCAGGAAAGAAAGCAAAGUCCCACUAAUGGAAGUAAAACUGAUUGUGUACAUAACCAGUAUAGUAAUAGUCUAACGCAAGAACAGCUACAAAACAACUUUAGCAACAUUUUUGUGGAUAAGAAAAUGACACUCAAGAAAAAAAUUCACCUGAUCAAUUUUUCCGUGACAAAUAGUUACGUAAGUAAAAAGUAUCACAUACAAGUGAAAAACGACUUGUGUGAAAAUCGAUUUAGCAUAUCAGAACUGAAAUCAAUUGGCCUUUUUGAUGAGCUGGAAAUGAGCAACGGUAAAAGGGAUACGCCAGACGUGUCUGCCUCGGGUGCAUGUUCCCACGCGAGCGCAGACGCCCAAGCAGAGGCAACGAACGACAUAUAUGAUUCACAGGUGUCUAGUCAAAAUCAACAAAAUAAAAAAAAAAUUAUGAGAAAAAUUUACAAGGCGUCCAUAAACCACGUGCGGGAUGAAAACCUGUGGAAAAAAUACGUGCAAAAUACAUUUAUCAUAUCAGGGUAUUUAGACGCAAGCGACAUAGUAAUUCUAUUUUGGUGUUUUGGAAAAAUCGGCUAUAGAGAUAAGAGGCUAAUAAAUUUGCUAAGCUCUAUACUACUGAAAAAGAUAAACGACCUGACCCCCUGUGCUUUAGCCUUAUUACUAAAUAGCUUUAAAAAAUUAGAAAUAAAAAAAUAUGACACUAUGGAAUUAUUAACCAAUCAGUUUUGUUUACAUAUGCAAAAGUGGACAUCCCAAGAUAUAGCCCUGGUUGCUAAUUCUUUAGCUUUUUUUUAUAUAUAUCAUAAAGUGUUUUGGAAAAAAUGCAUUUUGAAAUUGCAAAAUGGGUAUUACUUUUCCAGCCCUUUACAUUUAUGCCUUAUCAUAUCAGCCUUAGCAAGGCUAGACAUCAGAGAGGGUAACGUUUUAUUAUCCCUAAGUAAAGGGGCCAAAAAAUAUGCAAAACAAUUCAGCCCAAAUAAUUUAGCUCUUGUUAUUCAUUCUUUUGCAAAGUUGAAAUUUUGUCAUCCCAAAUUUUAUAAUUACUUGUAUCAAUUUGUUCAUACAUAUUUAGAUAGGCAGCUUUUCAUCGAUGGGUCUUGCAGAAAUAUCGCCUUAAAAAAUGUGUCCCCUGUUGGAGGAGUGUACCCUCAGGGGCAGUCUACACCAAACAGUCCUGACGGUGUGGCUACUAUGUGUAGUGCGCAAGACGCGGGGGACGUGUCCCUUGUUUCUCUUCCCCCAGGUAGGGGACGUCAAGAAGACGCUAACUUCCAGAUGAGCAAUAGUAGUAGUAGUAGUGGCAGCGUCCGAGGAGAAAGCGUGCGCGACACACCGCUUCAGAAGAACGAGAGGAAGGCCCACUUCGACCUGCAGUCCCUCGUCCUUCUACUCUUCUCGUGCACAUGCCUAAUCACCUGCACGGAAAAUAUGAUCCUGAAGCUGACCUAUCUGGUCCUCCCUCUGAAGGAUCAUCUGGGCAGUCACAAAGUGGAAAAGCUGAAAUAUGUAAGUGAGUAUAUACAGUAUAACUACCCAGAAACUUUUGCAAAAUUCCCCAAAGAAAUAAAAAUGUUUUAUAACUAUAUUGAUACAUAUGAAAUUAAAAAAAAAAAAAAACAAGUCAAGUAUGGAGCAAGGUGGAUUAAUGAAUUGUCCAAAAUUCUAGCAAGAAUAAAUGUAAGUCAUUUAAAAAAUAUUUACAUCAAUCAUAUAUGUGCAGAUAUAAUGCUACCCGACUCCAACGUGGUCAUUAUGUGUUUAGGACCAUAUAGUUAUUACGUAAAUUCCUUGGUGACCACGUCUACUUCUGAUUUGAAGAGAUCCAUUCUUGAAAAAAAAAAAUAUAAGGUUAUCCCCCUGAGUUACCACGAUUGGAACAAGCUCAACGACUACGAGGAAAAAAUUCGCUUUCUCUACGCCUUCGGGCGAAAUGCGGCAAACUAUUUGUUCGUGAGCGCGAAAAAGGAAAUGGAGGAGGGGGAGAAAUCGGGCGAGGCGCAAUCUGAUACACAUGCAUCAGGGCAUAUUUCCACAUCCUCGGGGGGUGCAGAACGUGGAGGAAGCUGCCAAAGUGAGGGCGAAAACGUAAAGGAGGGGGAAAAGUGGGCCCCAUUUCAUGGCCCCAUGGAUGAGUCCAAGCAGCAGAGCAUAAAUCAAGCGAGCGAGCUAAAUGAGCAAAGUUACACUUCCGAUGAGGACGAAGAAGUUAUAGAUUUCAUAAAAAAGGGAAUCAGCGUUGAUGGUGAGAAUGAAGAAGACCCAGACAGGGACCAAGUCGAAUUAGAGGACAUAAAGAAAUUCUUGGAGGUUGAAAAGUUGUGA
Plasmodium fragile is the source of this 2793-nucleotide messenger RNA. RefSeq lists its product as uncharacterized. Lineage: Eukaryota; Apicomplexa; Aconoidasida; Haemosporida; Plasmodiidae. The transcript has a single exon. Bases 1 to 2793 code for a protein of 930 amino acids. The record is from RefSeq and is a predicted model, not a curated record.